AUGUCUGAUACCGCGGGCAAGCCCAUCGUCUGCAAGGCCGCUGUGUGCUGGGGCGCCGGCGAGCCGCUCAAGCUCGAGGAGGUCGAGGUUGCGCCGCCACGCGCGCACGAAGUGCGCAUCAAGAUCCUCUGGACUGGCAUCUGCCACACCGACGAAUACACGCGAAGCGGGAAGGACCCCGAGGGCCUCUUCCCCGUCAUUCUCGGACAUGAGGGCGGCGGCAUUGUCGAGUCCGUCGGCGAGGGUGUCACCAGCGUCGCUGUGGGCGACCAUGUCAUCCCUCUCUACACCGCCGAAUGUCGCGAGUGCAAGUUCUGCAAGAGCGGCAAGACGAACCUGUGCGGCUCCGUUCGUGCGACGCAAGGCGCAGGUCUCAUGCCCGACAAGUCCGUGCGCUUCACCUGCAAGGGCCAGCCCAUCCAUCACUUCAUGGGUACGUCGACGUUCUCGCAAUACACCGUCGUCGCCGACGUCUCUGUGGUCGCCGUCGACAAGAAGGCGCCUCUCGAACGCGUCUGCCUGCUUGGUUGUGGUAUCACCACCGCCUGGGGUGCCGUAGUGAAGCAGCCGGGCAUCAAGGGCUCGAGCGUCGCCGUCUUUGGGUGUGGUGCUAUCGGCCUAGGUUGUAUUUCGACUGCUGCUCUCGUUGGCGCGUCGCGCGUCAUUGCGGUCGACACGAACCCUGGCAAGGAGUCGUGGGCGAAGAAGUUCGGUGCUACCGAGUUCGUGAACCCAUCGACUCUGCCUGAAGGCAAGCGCAUCCAGGACCACCUCGUCGAGAUAACCGAUGGCGGUCUUGACUUCACCUUCGAUGCAACUGGGAACGUGCAUGUUAUGCGUGCCGCGCUCGAGGCUUGCCACAAAGGAUGGGGUGUCAGCACCAUCAUCGGUGUUGCUGCCGCCGGUCAGGAGAUUUCUACUCGUCCCUUCCAGCUGGUUACCGGUCGUACCUGGCGUGGAUCCGCGUUCGGUGGUGUCAAGGGCCGCACCGAGAUCCCUGGCCUUGUCGAGGACUACCUCCAGGGUAAAGUUAAGAUCGACGAGUACGUCACCCAUAACCGCACGCUCGCAGAGAUCAACGAGGGCUUCCAUGACAUGCAUAGCGGAGAGUGCAUUCGUUGCGUCGUCAACAUGUCCUAA
Molecule: messenger RNA, 1140 nt
Organism: Epithele typhae
Lineage: Eukaryota; Fungi; Basidiomycota; Agaricomycetes; Polyporales; Epitheliaceae
Product: class III ADH enzyme
Exons: 11
Coding region: 1-1140 (379 amino acids)
Biological process (GO): formaldehyde catabolic process
Cellular component (GO): cytosol
Molecular function (GO): S-(hydroxymethyl)glutathione dehydrogenase [NAD(P)+] activity; zinc ion binding
Source: RefSeq, a predicted model, not a curated record